This is a messenger RNA of Suillus paluster, 4309 nucleotides long. RefSeq lists its product as uncharacterized. The record is from RefSeq and is a predicted model, not a curated record. The transcript has 18 exons. Lineage: Eukaryota; Fungi; Basidiomycota; Agaricomycetes; Boletales; Suillaceae. The coding region runs from base 42 to 4151 and encodes 1369 amino acids. Gene Ontology annotation, molecular function: protein binding.
GCUGAAAUUGAGGAGAGAACCACCACGAACCCCGACAAUUGAUGUCGCGGUCAUCACAAUCUGCGCAUACAGGUCCUCCGCAGUCAGCACGCAUUCGCAUUGCAAACGAAACUGCUACACCAGACAGAGAAGGACCAGUCCCUUCUUCCCUAUCUUUACUAACUGCACGCCGUCCGUCAUGGGCUCCUCCGCUGUAUGAACAUACUCAAGAAAUUUCAGCUGGACUUGGUUCAUAUCGUGAUGUACCAUUAUUCGGAAUGACACAGAACGCGCAUCCAUCUUCUUCUCCCGAAGAUGGUGGCAACUUUCGCAGAAGUCUCCAGAUAGACAUGAAGGAACUUGUCGGGGAUGCAGUCGGAAAUAUGAGUAUCAGCCCUACGAGUAGAGACAUUGUCCUUGCAGCUCGCCGAGGUCUGUUUAUCAUUGAUCUCGAAGCGCCUCUCGAGGUCCCGCGUUUCCUUCCUCAAGGCGGAACAUGGGAUGUUGCGGACGUGCAAUGGAACCCCCACCGCGCUCGCGCCGAGUACAUUGUAUCUACCUCAUCCGAGAAACUCCUUAUAUGGAACCUUAUGUUGGUUGGAAAGACGUCUAUUGAACACAUACUUCACUCUCAUUACCGUGCCAUCACCGACAUCAACUGGCAUACUUCGGAACCCGACACUGUAGCUAGUGUCGGUAUUGAUGCUUGGGUGUGGUCUUGGGAUCUAAGGGCGCCGAGGAAACCCGUGCUAGGACUCUGCGCAUUCAAUUCGGGAGGUACACAGGUGAAAUGGAACCGACAUAAUCCUAAUGUUUUGGCAUCCUCACAUAUGAAAGAAGUUCUAAUAUGGGAUCGCCGGAAAGGCUCGCUCCCUACUGCGCGAAUACAGGCGCAUACCGCGAAGAUAUACGGUAUAGACUGGGCGCAUGCCCGAAUGCACGACCUGGUCACUUGUUCUCUCGACAAAACGAUCAAAGUGUGGGACGCGUAUGAUGCUCCUUCCUUUUCCCUUAAUCAGUCCUCGCCAGCCGAAAUUGAACCACGCUCAACAAUUUCAACACGGUAUCCCGUCUGGCGCGCCCGAAACCUUCCUUUCGGACACGGCGUGUUGAGCUUGCCGCAGCGCGGAGAAACGACCCUUGAGAUGUACACUUUGGAGGGGAGUGAGGUUGGAGCACCAGUAGAGGUGUUUGAGGGACAUGCAGAUGUAGUGAAGGAAUUUGUGUGGAGGAAGGGGGGAUUAGAGGGAGGAGAGCACCAGCUUAUUACAUGGUCCAAGGACAGAACUCUCAGAUUCUGGCCAGUUGAUGCUGAAACUAUGGAGAAAGUCGGUCAUACGGCUACCACUCAAGCGCCUUCGCACCCUCAUUUGCAACGUUCGCGUUUCUUCACAGACAAGUCUUUCCGGCACCCACCAACAGUGCCCGAUGUGUACCCGUCACUUCUAUCCCCACCUAUUGGGCCUCGUGGAAUUCUGGCUGAAGUGAGAGCAAGUACGCUGCCUCCUCGAGUACCAACGACCACAAUUACUGGUGCUAGCAUUCUUGCGAGCAGAGACAAAGAUCAUAACCCCGUCCUCCAACCACACCACGGAUCUGCAGCACGAGGCCGUGGUGCACUGCUUCUGGACGCCCCCGGGUCAGCCGCGUUUAGUAUCCCCGGCGCUACGCUGAAGCCGCACAUUCAACAUAUCCCUGGAACGCCCGCAACGAUGACGAUGACACGUGGCCAUGCGUUUGGUGGUAGAUCUGCGAGAAUGGAUGCGUUUCAGUGGCUUGUGAGCAUCAAGGUUGGUGAGCGGCGCGAGGAAAGUAGUUCAACUAGAGUAAGUUCGGAAGAAAGAAGAGAGGAACGCGGUGAGAGCUUUCCACCAGGCCAGAAGAGGAAGCGAAGUGGGAGUCGUAUUAUAGAUGGAGAUGGUACGCAGAGCUUGCAGGAUGAAAUUACUUCUGCCUUGACGAAGCUAAGGAAGCUGCAGACGUCCAACAUCAAACUUGAAAAGCACGAUCUUACCAAGCGACGUACAUGUACCCUUGGUCUACAUGGACCAUGGGGCGAGUCGUCUUCUGUCAGCGUGUUCAUACGCGUUUCCUUCCGAUUUCCCAAGUCAUACCCUCAAUCUGGCGUACCUGAAAUUGAUCUUGAGCGAAACCCCCUGGUUUCGAUGCAAAGUCGCGCAUUUAUGUUGAGACGGUUGAGAGGUAUUCGAGAAAGAAGAAGACCAUGCCUUGAGGCCUGCCUGAGGUUCUUACUUUUCGGGGAUGAAGAUGAGCGGGUCGGCAUCCCGAGAGGAAUCGACUCGGAGUCAUCCGACGAAGAGGAUGAUGACCUGCGGAAAGGAGAAGGUGGGAGAAAGUCAAGAGAUUUUACGGUGUCCUUACUUAGGAACAACAAGAAUCUCGCGGAACCAAGGACAUCACAAGGUGUCUUCGGUCCGAAUGGAGAGUUGGUAUGUUUCUUCCGUGCGCCACCCCGGAUAGUGCGCAAUCCCAUGAACGAGAUGUCGGCUUCUCCAGUCACAACUCCAGCAUCACGCUCAUCUCCUUCUGCUCAGAGGUUGUUCCAAUCUCCCGCAUUGCUCUCCGAUGCAGUCCGACGGCUUGGUAUGGCUGCGAUCGAUCGUGACAAGAUGUUGGACUCCCUUCCACAGUCAUCUGGGGAUAACGACACGACCAUGCGUAUAAUGACCAACCUCCUCACCUUUUCACACCACCAGCACAAGCGACGUGAGUCGAUGGUCACUGCAUCCAGCUCCCUUCCAACCGCCAACCCGAAUUAUGCCAAGGUGCCGGUACUUACGCGUAGAAGCACGGUGUUCAUCGAAGGUCCAACGGAUGCUGCAUUUGCUCAACGGAAAAUCGCAGAAGCGUACGUGUUUGGGCGCGACGGCGAGAGCGUAGGUGCUAUUUGCGAUGUCAACGCCAACAUAGCACGUGAACAUGGGCAGUGGAGCCAUGAAAGGGUAUGGAGGACAUUAAGAGGCUUGUUCCCCGCUUCAGCGACCAAGGGCGAAGGCCCAAGCAAGGUUGCGCGGAAAAUUAUUGAUUCACUGUACAAGGAGUACUGUGCAAGCCACGACGUGCAAAUGCUUGCGAUGCUUGGUAUAAUUUUACUGAGAGCCUUCGCUUCGCUUCCUGAUACUGCGCCAAACACACCCUCUAAUCAACCAUCUUCAAGUUCACCGACCCCUGAAGGAGAUUACUUCUCGCUAACGCGGCGGAAAGACCCUCGUGCGGCAGCCCUUUCUCCCGGUUGGCCGCGGCUCUCAUCGACAUCUCCGACAGCUCCGCCCCUUAUGAUUUCGUCACUCUCGAUGUCUAACUCUUCCCGUGGAUCGUGGUCAAGCCUGUUCAAUACUGGCAGCAUGCGGCAGUUCAUGUCCGGCGUGCAGGAAAGCAUCUCGACGCCUCUUUCGAUAGAUACCCUUCAACUCCCGACGAGGACCCCAAUGCCUAUGCCCGCACCAUUGCCUGGCAGCGAAAGUGCAGGUUCUGUGGUGCUGAGGCUUUCAAAUCUUGAUGCUCGGAGACGAGGCAAAGGGUCGUCAAUGUCACCGAUUUCAAAAUCAUGGUCAGACACAUCUGUCUUGGCAACACUCGCGCCUGCCGCACCCCUUUCCCCGGCGGGACAUGUGCGUCGACCGACUUUUUCGCGGGUUAUCAGCCCAAAGCAAGUGAUCCAAGAAAAGAGGUUGGUGGUCGAAGAAGAAGAUAUUGAAGAAAAGCCUGCCGCAUAUGAUCAGCAGAUCCUUGCUCAGUAUAAGUGCCAUGUGCUUGCAUAUGCGGAGAUGCUCUUUAGAUGGCAGCUCCUGAACAAGCGACUUGAAUUGCUGAAGAGUGCCAAGAUCACCACCUUCCACGCCAAUAACCGGGAGGCUAUCUUUGAUGUGCGGCAUGCAUGUGGGACAUGCAACCGCACCCUUGACCCCCAUAUGGAAAUGUGUCCAAGUUGUGGUCUACGCACUCUUAAACCUCGGUGCUCUUUGUGCCGUUUGCCUGUGAAAGGUCUCUCCCGCAGCUGUGGAAUUUGCCUCCAUGUCACUCACUUGAGAUGUUGGCGAGAUGCUAUGUCAAACGUGUGCGGCUCUGGAUGUGGAUGUCGGUGUAGAAGAGAGCUGCAUCCCCAUUCAAGAGUAGCUAUGGUACAAUCACCGACACCGUUAUCGAGAUAGAAUCAGAUAUCCCUUGACCCAGAGCAUACAUGGCGCUCGAGUACUUGCUGGACGGCCAUUCUUUACAAUUUAUGCAAGGCUUUCUAGCCAUGGGAUGAUAUUGACUGGAGCACUUCCUGCCGUGAUAUCAUGAUGACUCUGAUGAGUACUAGCGGGCC